AUGGUCAUAAAUGGUAAUGCUUACUUUAUGCAUGGCGCAGAUCUAAGAUGUUACGAUGGGUCUAUAAACAAGUUCACUGUAAUAUCCCUUGAUGAUCCCACACCUCUUUUGAACGCAGGUGGUUUUGAUUCCAAAAGAAAUACCACCAUAUAUACGUUCGGUUUCGAAGAAAAUACUGACUCUCCCGAUGUUCAGAGAAUUACAGGAGUCUAUUUAGAAUUUGACGUCAAUAUACUUCUACUAAACUGGGAAGUAGAAACUGACAUCCCAAUACUGGGACUAGCUUCGUAUCGAACUAUUGAUGUUAAUGUAAAACAGGUUGGUAGGAAAUUGGGAGAAGCAAUUAUAAAGUUGCAAGAUGCUGGAUUCUACUUACCGAGUUUACAUCUUAUUGGAUACUCUCUUGGAGCUCAUAUCAUGGGCUACGCGGGUAGAUAUGUCAAAAGUAAAGGAUAUCUGAUAUCUAGAAUUACAGGUUUAGACCCGGCUGGUCCUCUCUACAAUGGUCUAAUGCAAUUAUCUGGCUUGGACUCUUCCACCGCCUCUUUCGUAGACGUCAUACACGCUAAUCCUGGGGGGUUGGGUACGACUGAAAAUUUAGGUACCGUUGACAUAUGGCCGAACUGCGGUCAAUUUGUGCAGCCAGGCUGCGAAAACAACAGCGCUGACAUAUUGAAGCCCACAAGAAAUAGCUGCAGUCACAAUCGUGUAUGGCAAUACUUCUCAGAAUCUUUAGAAGAACCCUUUUCUUUUCCCGCAAGAAAAGCUGCAAGUUGUUGCAGCUGGAAGGCAGGGGAAAGAACUGACGAAAUCAUUUACAUGGGAGAUGACGUUAAUAGAACAGCAAAAGGUAGAUUUUAUUUGAGAACAAACUCAAAUGCUCCAUAUGGACUGGGAUAUGUUGGUACGGAGCCUGCAAAAAUAGAAAACGACGAUGGUGUUUUA
Molecule: messenger RNA, 945 nt
Organism: Brenthis ino (lesser marbled fritillary)
Lineage: Eukaryota; Metazoa; Arthropoda; Insecta; Lepidoptera; Nymphalidae
Source: the annotation of a GenBank genome assembly